Messenger RNA from Molossus molossus (Pallas's mastiff bat), 970 nucleotides. RefSeq names its product aquaporin 6 (gene AQP6). Gene Ontology annotation, molecular function: water channel activity; nitrate transmembrane transporter activity. The record is from RefSeq and is a predicted model, not a curated record. Gene Ontology annotation, cellular component: apical plasma membrane; plasma membrane. Gene Ontology annotation, biological process: transmembrane transport. NCBI's taxonomy places the organism in Eukaryota, Metazoa, Chordata, Mammalia, Chiroptera, Molossidae.
AUGAUGCCCUGCCCUGUCUGCCUCACCAGCAUGCAGUUAACAACAAAAGGCAGUAUUCCGGUGAAAACCUGUGGAAAGGAGCAGCCCCCACCCUCUAGCUCCGGCCCCCAGCCAGUCCUGGCCGCAAUGGAGCCAGGAGGGUACAGGCGCAGGAUGCUGGGGUGCCGGCUCUGGAUGUCCAUCAGCAAGGCGCUGUUCGCCGAGUUCCUGGCCACAGGGCUGUACGUGUUCUUCGGUGUGGGUUCGGCUAUGCGCUGGCCCGCAGCGCUUCCCUCUGUGCUGCAGGUCGCCAUCACCUUCAACCUGGUCACCGCCAUGGUUGUGCAGGUCACCUGGAAGGCCAGUGGGGCCCACGUCAACCCCGCGGUGACGCUGGCCUUCCUCUUGGGCUCCAAGAUCUCCCUGCCCUGCGCUGUGGCCUAUGUGGCUGCCCAACUGGUGGGAGCCAUUGUGGGGGCUGCUCUGCUUUACAGGGUCACACCAGGGGACAUCCGAGAGACCCUCGGGGUCAAUGUGGUGCAAAGCAGUGUCUCAACUGGCCAGGCAGUGACGGUGGAGCUGGUUCUGACCCUGCAGCUGGUGCUCUGUGUCUUUGCUUCCACUGACCACCGGCAGGCCUCGGCUUCCCCGGCCACCAUGAUUGGGAUCUCUGUGGCACUGGGCCACCUCAUUGGGAUCUACUUCACUGGCUGUUCCAUGAACCCAGCCCGCUCCUUUGGUCCUGCUGUCAUCGUUGGGAAGUUCGAAGUCCACUGGAUCUUCUGGUUAGGACCCCUGACCGGGGCUAUCCUGGCUUCACUGAUCUACAACUUUAUCCUGUUUCCUGACACCAAGACCCUGGCCCAGCGGCUGGCCAUCUUCAUAGGCACUGUGAAGAUAGAGAAGGUGGAAGAGGUGGAGCCCCAGUCCAGUCCAGGGGACACCCAAAUGGAGAAUGUGUGUCAAAUAGCAUAGAACUUGGCCCCUGCCC